CACGUGUGAGUUUGCAGUUCCUCUUUGCGGAGUUGAAUAGAUGCCAGUGCAGUUCUGGAGCUGGAGCAGACAGUAGGGGGGAGGACUAACCAGCAUGGAGCUUCAGUCACCCCGAAAGGGCUGAAUAAACAGCAACGAGACAGAGAGAACAAGGCAGACAAGAAAAAGAAGGGAAGAUUCCCUCGGAAGUGUUGUUCGUGUGACAGGAUUGGAGUAAUUGACAGUUAAGGAUGUCCAGGAGAAACUCCACUGGGGACCUGGUGCCCAAGGACAUCACGGAGACGCUGGCCCUGCAAAAUAAAAUAAGCAAAAGUAGAAAGAAGCGUGGCUCGUCUCUGAGUCGGACAUUCAGCUGGUUUAAAGGCAGUAAACCAAAGAGGAUUGUCAGUAAUGGUCAAAGUCGGUCUGGGAGGUUGGGAAGUUGGACUGGAGAGCGUCCUUUUAUCAGGCAGGAUGCUGAAAAUCACGAUGUUUCCAAAGCUGGACAAAAGCAAGAAGAGCAGACAAAACUGACAGUACAUUACACAGCCUCACAACAUUUUCAGGAGAAUGUGUUCAUUAAAGGUAGCAGGCCAAAGUAUCUGGAAGAUCUGCACACUGAAGCCCAAGAAGGCCUUAAGAUACUACAACAGGAGGAGCUUAACACGGCAAGAGACCAUGAGGAUAAUCAGCCUUUUUCAACGCUAAGAGCACAACAAGAAAAUAAUGUCAACUGUGUAGAAAGAGAUGGAGAUCUGAGCUAUGACAGCACUCCUCUUCACUCCAUUACAUCAGUGUCAACAGUUUCUUCAGUCUCCUCCAGGCCUGUGAUAACACGUCAAGGUUCAACAUUUAAGCCUUUGAAUUCUGUGAAGAAGCUGGACAACCCCAGAAAAAGGAGUAGAAGAACAACAAUUAUGGGCAUACCGCAACAGGUUCAGAAAGAACUAGGUAUGGACAGGGGAAUUUUACUACAACUCCCAACUCAUGAAGAUGAUGAUUCAUCUGGUAGAGUCAUAAUUCCACGAAUUGAUGGAGAGAUGCCUCUAACAAAUCAUGAAGGGGCACGUGUACACCUACAGGAUAUUGAAGCCCUCCAGGUUUCCAGAGAUGAUCAACUUCUCAGGCACCACAUACGUGUUGUCUACAAAGACGACUUCCUUCUAAACACCAAAUCUGGAACACAAAUGUCCCAGAGACCGAGAUCCCUUGCUGUACCAGGAAUCACAACUUCAUCUGCCCUCUUGCAAGAACCACAAGGUCCUGUGAUGUCUAUCUCACCACAGGCUACCUAUCUAUCCACAAUUAUUCCUAACGCAAUCCUACCUUGUGCAAUAGAUGUGAUAGAAAUUGAUAGAGGCUGCAAUCAGCGGAGUGUACGGGCAGUAAGCAAAAGCAGCUUAGCAACUGCAAGUCCAGCUUCUUCACGUUCGGGAGGUUGUGCUCAUGAGGAACCAAAUUCCAACAGCUCUAAAUGGAGUCAUACACAAUCUUCUGAGACUAUUGUCUCCCACCCUUCCACCACUUCCUUUAAAGGAGGCAUGCCAUCCUCACAUGUAACUAACAGCAUGAGGGAAGGCACAGAUUCAAAUGAGGAAGAGGUAAGUCUCAGGAGCUCAGUCAGUUGGUCAAGUUCCACCAGUAAAGCAGGCAGUCAGAGACUGGAGCAAGGGGAACUAAGCGAUGUUGCGGAGGAUGCACAAAACAGUCGAUGGUUCUCUCGUAAUCUGUCAGUAACGAAGGCUAAACUACCACCAGCACCACCAAGAAGGACAUACUCUUUACAUCAUGAAAACCUUAAGCAAAUACCAAGAGAAUUGGCGGGCACAAAAGAUUCGAAAUACCUAGCAGCUAACAGCAGGCAACCAGAUGCAGAUCUCAAUACAAAAGAGGAUUCUACAUCUUCCUACACUGAAAAUAACUCUACUAAGUCUCCAAUGUCACCAUUUUUAAAUGACUCUAACUUGAUUGUCAGUCCACACAGACCAGUUCAAGACUCUACUGAAGCUCAGUCUGAAUCACAUAACUUUUCCCCACAGGAUGUAUUUGAAAGAACACUAUCACCUUCAAGUGGAUACUCAAGUCAAAGUGGAACACCCACCCAUUCUUCGAAAGACAUCUGUCCCACCUCUCCAGGUAGGCAAAAAUUUAAGCCUCCAAAGCCAGAGAGGACAGGGACACGUCUUUCACCUGCAGUGUCAGUGUCAUCAUCCCUGGUUUCCCUGUCAUCAAAUGUUUCAGACCCAGCCAAUCAGUUUACACAUACCACACAAUCACAGCAACCAAAGAUCUCCCCUCCUGUAACAGCAAUGAAAAAUAAAGUGACGGCCCCACCUACGGCAACCCUCAGGGAAUUGUUUAACAUUCCCCCUCCACCUAAAGUAAAAGCACCUUGUCCCCCACCCCCUGAAACCUGGGCUCACAACAAACACACAACUGAGCUUUUAUGUGGUCCAAGUCCAAGUACCCAUAAGAUAUAUGAGGUUGAAAAACGUUAUGAAACAGACAGUUUAAUGAUAAAAAAUCAGGUCAUGGCAGACACCACUAACCAUACUUCUGAACAAAGACAGAAUUCAGAAGUUGAAACAAAUGGAAACCACUUAGCAAAUAAAUCAGCAAUGUCUGAUGUAAAGGAUAAGCCCAUGCCAGUGAAGGAACAAGUUCCUCCGAAUGAAAGGGAAGAGCAUGGAAAUUCAAAAGAACAAAGAAGGGAGCAGGAAAGUUUCAAAGAUUCCAAGACGUUACAGGCAGCAGAUAAGGUUAAUCAAAUUUCACUCUUAAAAGAGCAAUGUCAUGUUAGUACUGGUAGUUUGCCAGAGACGGACUUUUCAACCCAAGAGACAGAAAGAACUGGCACGGAGGACCAAUGUUUUGCCAAAAAAUACACUGAGAUCCUUAAACACAAAACCACAGUUCAUUUAAGUGUAGAAAGUCCUAGUACCAUUGUUAUUUCUCCUUCUCCACCUCCUGAACAUUCUCCUUCUCUACCAAUUUCUAAAAUAUCUUCAGUAUGCACAUUCUCUGAAUUAUUACCAGAGGAAGCAGCACAGCCUGAGAUGGAAAAAGAACCCCCUACUCUGGAGCCUUCCUGGCCUCCACCACCACCACCUAUGGAUGUGUCAUCAGACUUGGUAUUUGAAGGACAGGAUGAGGUAGACUUCCCUCCACCUCCACCACCAGACAUGCAAGAAUCAUUUACAGUCAUGUCAGAGCCCUACAUGGUAGAAUCCCCAGGGCCCGAUUUAUCAGAUAUAGUCAGUGACACUGAGAAAAAUCCAGAGCCACAAAUUAUUCAGAGCACAUCAUUAGUAGAAAAAACAUUAAAUGACUCUCUACCUGUUGACAGCAUUGCAAAUGUGUCAGAUGAAAAACUGCUCGAUCAAACACAUGCAAAACCACAAUCCUUUGAGAAUGUUUCACAAGUUUGCAUUGAUCUAGUUGACUCACAAUCUACUGUACCUUCUGAAAUUUCUCUGAAGUCCUCCAUAUCACAGGAUAUACCUUUACAAUCUCUGCCUCAAGAAACUCCCCUUCCACCUCAACAUGAUUCUCUAAAUCAGCCAGCCAUGUUACCCGAUGGUUUAUCAACGCAAACAUCAAAUUCUCCUGCAGUCUCUACUGAUUUGAAAAUGAUACCUCCGCUUCCAAUAGAAGAUCAGUUCACAGUUAACUUUAAAAGACAAACAAGUCUUCUAAGUAAAGACAGCAGAUGCAAAGGACCUUCAGCCACACAGAAAUGUGCACCUGUUCCGAAAGAGGAUGCAAACAUUCCCCUUGUCACACCUUCCCUACUCCAGAUGGUGCGUCUACGAACUGUAAAUGUUGAAGACCAAGCUAACCUUUCAUCACAAGAAGGUACAGUUAAUACCGAGACCACUCCAGACGAAGACCUGUCUGGUUCUGGUCAAGUAACUCCACGAAAACCUAUCCGCAAAUCUUGCCUAAACUCUCCAGUGAAGUCAUCCCCUGCUGUACUCCCGGGUCCUUCCAUGCGCCUUCAAGAGGCUAUACGGAUGAAAACAGCGGCAAUGUCUUCCAGUUGCUUCCCAGCAAGGCCCAGUCUUCGUUUGCCAGCCCCUACUGCAAACAGCAACGAUGUGCCUGUACUGUCCUCUAAGACCUCUGAUGAUUGUAAGUCUCCUGCCUCUACAGCCAGCUUCAUUUUCUCCAAGAGCACAAAGAAAGUUGUUAUUGAAACAGCCACAUCUCCAGAGGCCCAGGCCAGUCUCAAGCAAAGCCUUGCUGCAGAGCUUAUGCAAAUUUCUGAUCAGCAUAAAGCAGUGGUUACUAAUGGAACAAAGAAGCAUCACAAGGUGCCACCACCUGUUGCAAAGAAACCAGUAAAUGCAACAUGUCCAUCAGAAAAAGGUGGAACUGUCACUAAGAAUGCAGUAAUGGGCUCUUCAAGUAUGCAGAAAAACAGAGUAGCAUCUAAUCAUCAGACCGACAGAGUGCAACCUGCAGGCCAGUAAGUGCCCUUCACCACAGGUCAAGAGAAGACAACACGGUGUCUCGAGUAAUGCUUCAACACAAGAAAAACAUAGUUAGCAAAGACAAUGUGUAGCGCUUAUGGACAUUGCCACUGUUCUACUGUAAAAGCCUUAGCCUGAUCACUGUGUUCAGAUUUAUGCAAAAAAAAAAAAAAGCAUUGGAUUUGGUUCCAAUUCUUUUGAUACAAAAGCUUUACUGUCGCUUUGGCGUAUUUUUCUACACAAUAAAAUUGGUCUCUCUUUGCAAGUUAUAAAACCACCCCAUGUUAUUAAUGGUUUUAGAUCUUGUAAAUUCCCAAGUUUAUUCUUUUACUGCAAUGUUAAUUUUUCAUGUAGUGGUUCCAUGGGUAGUAGUCACUGCUGAUCAAAGACCUUCAUCCCCAAAAAUAUGCAUACUGUUUACACUACACGGCCAAAGGUUUGUACACACCUGACCUUCUCAUCCUUACAGUAUCUGCUCUUUAAACAUUCUAUUUUAAAUGUAUUCCUUGUCAUUAUAACCUUCACUUUUCUAGGAAGGCUUUCCACUCGGUUUUGGACCUUGGCUAUGGAGAUUUACAUACAUUUAACCACAUGAUCAUCAGGGAAGAGGCCUGGGGUGCACUCAGGGGCAUUGUCAUGCUGGAACAUGUCUGAGCCCCUUAGUUCCAGUAAAAGAAAUGAAAAUUUUACAGUAUACAAAGGCAUCUUAUACAUUUGUUUGCUUUAAAAUUUAUAGCAACAGUUAGGGGAAGAACCACAUAUUGAUGUGAUGGUGAGGUGUUCACAUGCUUUUGGCCAUAUAAUGUUUAUAUGGGUUGGCAGAUGCUAUGCUAAUACAUUUUAAAUAUGUAUUGUAUUUACACAUUAAUCCAUUGUAUUUGAAUCUUACAGAAUUGGCCUCCUGCAUCUGUAUAAUUGUAUAUAACAUGAUACACAUGCUUCAAAAACAGUAUAUUCUGAACAUGCUUGGGAGACUAGAUUAAGGUUUAUUACAUUAAAUCAUUAAUCACUUUUUUCUUUAAAAAAAAAAAAGCACUUUGCAAGCUCCAAAUGCUGAACCAUUUCUAAAGAAAUGACAGAGGCAGUUAAAUUUCUGUAUGUUCCCUGUAAAAUUGAGAUAGAAUAUAGCUGCUUCUUCUGUUAAUAUUACAGCACAAAUAGUAUUGACACUUUGAGAACCAAGUUGCAUUAAAAUAUUUGUCUGUUUAAAGUAUUUGGCGAUGUUUGGUUUAUAAGGUAAAUCUUGAUUUAGUAUUAGCCUUAUGAAGCCUCUUUUACACUUUUUUCUUUUAAACUUAUUUUAGUAAGUUAUACCACUUCAACACCACUGAGUAUUUUCCAGUAUUCAAUUAUAUGCAAUGUAU
This is a messenger RNA of Clarias gariepinus (North African catfish), 5815 nucleotides long. RefSeq names its product KIAA1522 ortholog (gene nhsl3). The transcript has 8 exons. Gene Ontology annotation, biological process: cell differentiation. The record is from RefSeq and is a predicted model, not a curated record. Lineage: Eukaryota; Metazoa; Chordata; Actinopteri; Siluriformes; Clariidae. The coding region runs from base 231 to 4451 and encodes 1406 amino acids.